GGGUCGGGUCUGUGUUUACUUCCGGACUCCGAUUUUAGACUUCGCUCAGAAAGCAGCAGCUCCAGUGGAGGUUCAGGCUGUCAGCUAGCACGGUAGCCAUACAAGGCUUCAUGACAGAGGUUACCGAGUUGACCAGCGGCAUCCCAACAGACGAGCCUCACUCGGCGCCACCGCACACUGGACACCGCGACUCCGGGCGGACCACACCGCUGCCCGCUCUCCUCCGCUCGCCUUCGUGCUCAAAGUCACUCAAUGCUGCACUCCCGCUGCCAGCUAACAUACUGAUCUGACUGUGUUACUGCCACUUCAUGAUCCGAGCCAGCUGAGGAUCAAAACAAGGACGAUCGCUCAAAGUUGAAGCGGCGUUUGUAUUUGACCGGCCAGGGAUCCAGCAGCUGGGAGAGACGCGGGCCCCGGGGGGAGAGCGACGGGACUCGGGGACCAGGCAGCCAGGGCAGCGAGGGUGGUGGCUGGAUAAACUAGGGGGUCGCCUCCAGCUCCUGGUGGAUUCAUCCCCUGCCGGCUAACGUUAGCUAAGCUAGCUACAAACAGCACCAUGGACUGGUUAAUGGGGAAGUCAAAGACGAAGCCAAAUGGAAAGAAGCCUCCCGCAGAAGAGAAGAAGCAGUACCUGGAGCUAGAGUACACAAAAAUCCGCGUUGUGGACUUUGACCUCAAGGAGCUGGUGGUGCUGCCCAGAGAGAUAGACCUCAACGAAUGGCUAGCCAGCAACACGACGACAUUCUUCAAUCUUAUCAACCUGCAGUACAGCACCAUCUCAGAGUUCUGCACUGGGGACACCUGUCAAGCCAUGACAGCCUGCAACACAAUAUACUACUGGUAUGACGAGAGGGGGAAGAAGACGAAGUGCACUGCUCCACAAUAUGUUGAUUUCGUAAUGAGUCUUUGUCAGAAACUGGUCACAGAUGAGGAAAUCUUUCCUACAAAAUACGGCAAAGAGUUCCCAAACUCUUUUGAGUCCUUGGUAAAGAAGAUCUGCCGGUACCUGUUCCACGUGCUGGCUCACCUCUACUGGGCGCACUUUAAAGAGACAGUGGCUCUGGACCUGCAGGGCCACUUGAACACUCUGUAUGCACAUUUCAUCGUUUUCGUAAGGGAAUUCAACCUGGUCGACCCCAAGGAGACCUGUAUCAUGGACGACCUGUCCGAAGUCCUUUGCACCCCUGUCCCGCCACCCGCGCCCACCCCAGCACCUUCCGCCCCAACCUCAGCGCCCUCCCCUUCUUCACAAAACCACGUGGACGGAGAGAUGAGCGGGGAGGUGGGUGGCGGCGAGACAGCAGCCCCGGGGGGUGGGGGAGGGGUGGGGGUAGGGAUGAUAGAAGAUAAAGAUAGAGAGAAGGAAAGACAGCCUGGCCCCCUUCCUCGGUGCCAGCAGGACUUACAGACCUUCCACGACCCUUAUAUUUCGCUGCGGCGCCAACCAACCAACCAGCGCCGGAAGGAAGGAAGGGGGUUUCCGGGGUGGGGAGGGUUUGGGGUGGCGGAGAGGGAUUUGUCACGCCAGCAGGAAUUGGCGUGA
Molecule: messenger RNA, 1543 nt
Organism: Perca fluviatilis (European perch)
Lineage: Eukaryota; Metazoa; Chordata; Actinopteri; Perciformes; Percidae
Gene: mob2a
Product: MOB kinase activator 2a
Exons: 5
Coding region: 557-1543 (328 amino acids)
Biological process (GO): positive regulation of protein phosphorylation; signal transduction
Cellular component (GO): cytoplasm; nucleus
Molecular function (GO): protein kinase activator activity
Source: RefSeq, a predicted model, not a curated record